Diachasmimorpha longicaudata is the source of this 3362-nucleotide messenger RNA. RefSeq lists its product as uncharacterized. Bases 178 to 2280 code for a protein of 700 amino acids. The transcript is spliced from 4 exons. NCBI's taxonomy places the organism in Eukaryota, Metazoa, Arthropoda, Insecta, Hymenoptera, Braconidae. Gene Ontology annotation, biological process: spindle organization. Gene Ontology annotation, cellular component: centrosome. The record is from RefSeq and is a predicted model, not a curated record.
GACUUUCCUGUGCAAAACGUAGAGAAUAGAUCGAUAACUCUAUUUUAUUAUUGAGAUUAUAGAAAAAAAAUCAAAAGUUUAGAUAAAUGAAAUGUGUGAAAAAAUCGAAUUCAAUUAAAAAGAGGAAGAUCCCGGAAUUAUCGAGGGAAAAAAUCUGAAGAUUAACAAAAUGCCAGGAUGACACCCCUAUUCGAUAGUCAAGGAUACUACAAGAAGAUGCUGGAGCUCCAGGAGAAGCUGCGGAAGAGUGAGGAAGACAGGAUUCGACUGGAGGAGCGUUUCAACCUCCUGGAGCAAGAGUCUCGAAUCAGGCACGAGGCCUGCAUAAAUAAAUUGAGAAUGAGGUACAUCGAAUUUUUGGAGGAGCAGAGGAUCAGGGAUGAGAGGAACCGAAAAUUACUGGGGGCACUGGACAAGGUUGACUCGAGUCUCGCUGUCAUGACUGCUAAGACGGAUAGACUUUAUUCUCUGAGGAAGGAGUACGAGGCGUCGAUUCUCCGAGCGCACACCAGUCGCCGUCCGACGCCGAGCGUAGCCGGUGACUCAGGCAUCCUGAGCCAACUCGACGACCGGAGGCUCCACAAAUACCCCUCGCCAGGCUUCCCCUCAGCCUCCGCGUCCCUCUCAACUCUCCUCCACCCCCGAAGGGUCUGUUCUCCACCCGCUCCUUCACCUCCUCUGCCCAGGCCCCUGUCCUACCCACCACGUCCGAUCCUUAACUUCCACGAUCGUCCCACCUGGGCACUCCCGAGCCUCAGCCUCCCUCACCAAGACCUCGACUCCCUCAGAACGCCUCGAUACCCGAAGGAGUCCCCCUUCUUUUACCCCGAAAGCAUCAACCCCCUCAAACCUUCGCGACUCAUUUCAACUCCCCUCCUGUCAACCCCUGACUACGAAGAAGAAAAAACUGGAAAUGCAGUUGAAAACGAACUGGAGAGGUACAUCAGCAAGAUAAAAAGCCUCCACGGAGACGUGGAGCACAGUCAGGAGGAUCACGAGCAGAAUACCAGUGGGGAUUUGCUGAAUGUGACCCUCUCUGAUGAUGGCUUUGAUCAUCUUCCUCCUGAGGGCAAGACAAAAGGACUUCCCAACGAGGUUGAAAAGGUUCUGGCCCUCGCCGACGACCUGGCAGCUCGAACGGUGGAACCUCCGGAGGAGCCUGGAAUGGAUCCACCAGGGGACGACGUCAAUUCGUCAGAGGGGAGCCAGCUUCAACACCCAGAUGGAGCUAAAUCAGUUGCUAACGAUUCGGCAAUAAAAGUGUCUCAGAGUGUGGAUCUACCGGAGCAGAGGGGCGACUCUCCGAUGACCGUUGGACCCCCGGAAGCGUCAGCACAAAAUAUUGCGGAGGAAGUUGUUAAUAAUGAUGGUGACGUUGAGGAGGUGGAGCCCUGGAGUCCGGAGACUGUCCAAGCACAGGUGGAGGCGGUAUUAAUAAACCAGGAAGGACUGGAAAACGAAGAGGCUAAAAGUGCCUCUGACAGUGGUGAUAAAAAUAAACCAGAUGAUUUUGGGAAUCAGGAUGAUUCGCUGAUGAGAGCCGGUGGAGAUGAUGUGAAAGGAGACGUUAAUUUGACGAGUGAUGGAGAGGGUGACGCUGUGGUGGAGGCAGAUGGAGGGCAGGGGGUUGAAGGGUACAAGGAGGGAAGUUAUGGUGACAGUGCUGGGUAUGAUUAUGGAAACCAGGGAGAGGGUUAUCAGUAUCCUGAGGGGUAUCAGUAUAAUUAUGGUGAGGGUGGUGAGGUCAUUGAUGGAGGGUAUCCCGGAGCUGGUGAGCAGUACCAGGGGGAGAAUUAUGGAACGAAUGGGGAGUAUCAGCAGGAGAAUUACCAGGAGGGAUCGAAUGUGGAGUAUCCAGAGGGGAACUAUGGAGAUGGGGGAGGCGGACAGUACCAGGAGGGGAGUUAUCCGGCUGGGGAGGGAAAUGAACAGUAUCAGGAUGGGAAUUACCCUCAGGAGGGGAGUUAUCCUCAGUAUGAGGAGUCGAGUCAGCAGUACCAGGGGGAGUACCCAGCAGAGGGUAAUCAGGUGUACGAUGCCAGUAAUUAUGGAUAUUCUUAUGGUCAGGAGGGGUAUCAGGAGUAUCAGGAGGCCCCUGGACAUAAUGGAGAAAGUGCUGAACCGGUCCAGCAGGUGGAGGGAUCCAGUGCGAAGGAGCAAGGAGUCGAGGAGGAGAGCAAGACCAAAAAGGAUGUGAUUAAAUCGAUAUUAGAGUCGGAGACUGAGAGCAGUAUUGAGAAGAAUACUGAGAAUACUGAGAGUGAUUUUGAUUUUAAUUAGAAAACGAAUAUCUACGGUAAUUACUAAGGAGUUGAUGAGGAAACCCGAGGUGCCAGGAAACGCCAGGGAGAACGGUUAUUUAGCCUAAUUCAGGGAACUUUUUCAAGGGCUUUAAUUGAGGGUCAAAUGAUAAUCAGAGAGCUUCUAGACCCUUUGACCCUCGACUUCAGACGUCCCUAAUGGACGUGGAAAUUAUUCAAUUUUAGUCCCUUCGUGUUUUAAGAUCCAAUUAAGGGUCAAUUGAGCCAUUUUUUAUGGCGAAGUUAAGUCUUAUCUAAGAAAAACAGUUUCUCAAAUCCUUCCAGUCAUUUCGCUUUAAAGAAAAUUGUUAAUAAAUUCCAAAAUCAAUUAAAUUAAUUUAAUGAAUUCAUGUAAUUAAGGGAAUGCAAUAAAUUAAGCAUUAGUUAAAAAUAAAUAAAAAAUCCAGUUAUUUCUGCGAAUUCUCAGCGAAAAUACAAACUAGGGGUCGAGGGGCGUCGGUCAGUUUCCCCAGGGGUCGAUUCGAUUGUAUGGAUUUUCACCAGCUACUCGAGCCUGCGCCAAUCGUGCGUUACCACCAGUUCGAGAAAACAUUUUUCCGAUCCACUUGCCAAAUAUUUUGUGCACCUAUUACCGGAAAAUUAAGUGGCGUCUGAUCCUCCAACUCAUUUUCCACUGAUUCAUUACUUUAAAACGUAAACUCAACUCACUCGACGGCUGACUCAUAUGGUACCUCCAGUCGAGUUUGCGCGUGUUCAGUAUCUUCUGUCAGACUGGGCAAUACGGAUGCUCUGGAGACGCUCCUCCGAUCAUUCUCGCUGAUCUGUCAUCUGAACUCGGCUAUUAUCGUUAGCAAUUGAUUAAUCGAGAAGACCUUUCGCGGAAUUUCGGACACUCGAUUUAUUUCGAAUUUUUUUUCCGGUGGUUUCGAUUCUUUUUCGUGAACUGGUGGGGAACACGCGGGGAGGAACGGGGAAAGCUACAACGUAGGCAGACUAGUCAACACGUUGGUUGUGCGUGUAUUGUCCAGUGGUUCUCAAGUGGUGAUUAACGACCAGGGGCUCUCACAACAGUCUGCAGAAUCAGCUGUUCCUGGCAUUGAG